Messenger RNA from Drosophila biarmipes, 1419 nucleotides. RefSeq lists its product as uncharacterized. Bases 378 to 1364 code for a protein of 328 amino acids. Gene Ontology annotation, molecular function: chitin binding. The transcript is spliced from 6 exons. Gene Ontology annotation, cellular component: extracellular region. The record is from RefSeq and is a predicted model, not a curated record. NCBI's taxonomy places the organism in Eukaryota, Metazoa, Arthropoda, Insecta, Diptera, Drosophilidae.
GGAUGCUCCAUUCGAUUGACACACAUUGCAGUCUGCCUGGAUCCAAACGAUGGGCAAGGCUACUAAAGCCAACUGGAAAUAUAUUUGGGAUUUGGAGGGUCAAGACCUGGCUUCUUGCUUAAUUUUCUUUUGAAUCUUCUGCGAAUGGUCACAGAACAACGCGCAAGACUUAUUUGUACAUUUUGGCAGCGGUGCCGAAUUUUGUUCUAUGGCAUCGUAAAACUGUUGCCUUGGGUAAUAAGAAUGGCUGGUUAUCUUUUUAUGGGCGCUAAGCACACGCUAACUGAAGGUGCGGACCGGCUUAGCCUCCUAUAAAGAGAAUUGGCACUUGGCCGGGCAUCACAAGCAGGCUGCUCUUCCCGGCAAACAGACAAACUAUGCUGGCAAAUCUUACUCUCGGGAUCUUACUGCUCGCCUGGUUUUCGGAGAGGGCCCUUGGGCAGUCCACCUGCUACGACUGCUCCUCGACAAAUGGACAGUACGCCUGUGUCAACGAAACCGCCUUUGGCAUGUGCUUCGGUGAAGGCUCAGUGGACGAAAGCGCAGUCCAAAACUGCCAGGAUGGAUACUACUGCGUCCUGGCGGGAUUUUGCGCCACCAUGGAUUCAGCGGAACCAGCUUGUGCCACAGAUGGUUCUACGACCACAACGGAUAUGGCAACAGAUUCCACAACCGAUUCGAGUACCCAGGAGACAUCAGUGACCACAGAGAGCACUACAACGGAGUCCUCGGAUUCCAGCACUUCUGAAAUAACAACGGACUCCAGUACCCGGGAAACAGUCACCGAAACCUCCACAGUUACCACUGAUUCCACUACCCCAGAAUCUUCUACGCAUUCCAGUACUCAAGAAACGGUGACCGAUACCUCAACCACGAUAGUGACCACUGAUCCCACAACCCCAGUUGUUACAACGGAUUCUAGUACCCAGGAAACAGUGACUGAAACCCCAACAACGGCUGUUACCACAGAUACUACUACUUCAGAAUCUACAACCGUUUCCAGUACUCAAGAAACAACGGAGUCUACGGGUACCACCACUCCAGAAGUCACCACAGAACCAACUACAGACUCCACUUCUACUGCUAAUACAACCCAUUCAAGCACUACACCCACAACUUCUGAGCCAUCUACUAGUACUCCAAGCACCACAACAGAGUCUUCGGAAGUGGAUCCCAAUGUCUAUUGCGCAAAGAUCAGGACCAAAGGGUACUCCCGGGUUGAGACAGAUACCACAUGUCAAAUGUAUGUCUACUGCUAUAAACUGAGCCGGGAUUACCUCGGCUGGUUAUACUAUUGCAAUGCGAAUGAGUACUACAACUCAGAGACAGAGGCCUGCCAAUCCACUCGACCAAGCAAUUGCUAGCUUUCAAUAUUAAUACAAUUUUAAACUAUUCUUUAAGGUUGUACAUAGCUAUAAA